AUGACAACAACAGCAAAAUGGAGAAGGAGAUACAGAGAAUGGAAGGCGGAGAAAGAAGUUAGUAGUUAUGUGAGUUUGGCAACAGUUGGUAUCGCAGCAACAGCUAGUCACAUUAAUCGAAAUACAGACGAGGACACCGUCGCACUUUCCAUCGCUCAGCAAAUUGGAGGAGCAAUGAAUUAUGUCAUUCCGUACAACUAG
This is a messenger RNA of Brugia pahangi, 201 nucleotides long. The record is from the annotation of a GenBank genome assembly. Lineage: Eukaryota; Metazoa; Nematoda; Chromadorea; Rhabditida; Onchocercidae.